CGCGUGUUGAGUCAUUUCCGCCACACAACCGAAACAGGAAGCGUGUUGCCGACUGAAUAAAAUACCGGUUUUUCGCUGCUAAUUCGUACAGUCGAAGAAGUAAUUCAAGAUGAACGACAAGGAACGAAACGUACAAUGGGCCAAGUUGGCUGAACAAGGUGAACGUUUCGAUGACAUGGCGAAAGCCAUGCGAGAGGUUGUCGAAAACCUCGGAGAGGCUGAACUUAGCGUUGAAGAGAGAAACCUGUUGUCAGUAGCUUACAAAAAUGUUGUUGGUGCUAGGCGUUCGUCAUGGAGAAUGUUUUCUAUGAUUGAAGCUAAGGAGAAGGAUGCUGAAACGAUGAAAGCACAGCUGACGAAGAAGUUUCGUGAUAUGAUCGAGGAAGAGCUGGACAAAAUCUGUGGUGAGGUUUUGGACCUGUUGGAGAAAUACCUGAUCCCUAAUGCUAACUCCUCAGAAAGCAUGGUUUUCUACCUGAAAAUGAAAGGUGAUUACUACCGGUACAAGGCUGAGUACACUCACGAAAAGAUGAAAGACGAGGUGAUGGGCAAGGCUGAGGCAUCCUACAACAGUGCCAUGGAAAAUGCCAAGCAAAAUAUGCCGCCAACUCAUCCAAACCGACUGGGAUUGGCUUUGAACUUUUCAGUGUUUUAUUAUGAAAUUCAAAAUGCUCCGGACAAAGCAUGCCAUCUUGCAAAAAGUGCUUUUGAUGACGCAAUCGCUGAACUUGAUAGUUUAAGUCAAGAAUCUUACAAAGACAGUACACUGAUCAUGCAGUUAUUGCGGGACAACCUGACGCUGUGGACCUCGGACAACCAGCAAGAAGAUCAGCAGGUUGAAAACUGAGCUGAUCCUGCAAAUGCUUGAACAUUUUAUUGUUGGAAUUUUUAAGGCAAAGCUUACCUAUUUGAAGUCCACAUUUGUGAUCAUUUUUUACAGAACGGGUUAUUUGUUAACAUUGUGACUAGUUGAUUGUUGUGAUUUACAAGCGAGUGAUUUAAUCAUGAUAAAGGAGAUGAUGCAGGGUUGUUAUCAGUAGAGAACAAAUAUUUUAUUUGACAUUGUUGGUUUAAAACUCACUUUUUUCAAUGCAAAUCUUGGUAACAUCGUAAAAUAUUUAUUGUUUGAAUCAUAUGUUGUUGUUUUUUUAAACAUUUUUUUUUAUUUUGCACUACACAUAUUGUCAAAUUGUAUAAGGUACAAGCAUACAGUUAAAUUGUUAGUUUUUGUGCUGUCAGAAUGUGUUCAGUUAUGAUGUAAAUUAGUAAUCACAGCAGAUAAGCAUCUUCAAUCCACUUGCUUUUAGAGUGCUUCAUGUUAUUGUUAACCAUUUUUGUAUUCUUUAAUUAGAGUAAAAUAUCUUUGGUAAAUGUCUGUUUUUGUAUUUUCAUUAAAAAUAAAAUUGACAUGAACGGGUGCCUCAGUGCAUUACCAAGCAAUAGUUGUUUAGUGUGGAAUUGAAAUUAUCUUGAAGAAAUAAACCCAGCAUAAUUGGAGGAUUUAAUAAUCAGUAGGAGUACUAAGGUGCAGAAAUUCCAUGUCACUUAAAGAAAUGUCAUUUUAUAAAGAAUGUUAUGUGCUUUAGUUAUUUUUUAAAUUUUCACAAAAAAUACUGCUUUUAUAUGAUAUAUAAAACUGCAAAACAA
Molecule: messenger RNA, 1647 nt
Organism: Mya arenaria
Lineage: Eukaryota; Metazoa; Mollusca; Bivalvia; Myida; Myidae
Product: 14-3-3 protein homolog 2-like
Exons: 1
Coding region: 110-847 (245 amino acids)
Biological process (GO): signal transduction
Cellular component (GO): cytoplasm
Source: RefSeq, a predicted model, not a curated record